UCAUGUACUUGACAUUUGCCCCUGUUAUCCUAAUCUUUGCUGCACUCACCCCAAAGACUCAGAGCUAUGAUGCCGCUACGCCAGGAUGCCACAUUCACCCAUUCAAUGUUACUAUAAGAAGUGAUCGUAAAGGGACCUGCAGAGGGACACACAUUAUAAAUGCAUGCGUCGGCCAUUGUGAAUCCAGUGCAUUCCCGUCCAAGUAUUCUGUUUUAGUGGCCAGCGGAUUCAAACACAAUAUAACCUCAGUGUCACAGUGCUGCACCAUCAGCAAAAGGCAGACGGUGAAGGUUCGUCUGUUUUGUGGGGCAUCUCGCUGGGAGGAAAUCGACAUUGGCUCUGCAGAAUCUUGCCAAUGUGAUAUGUGUAGUCUGGCCCGAUAUUAACUUAUGUGCGCCACCGGAAUCACCCAACCAUAUAUACAGAGGCUUACAGUAAUUGCACUAUGCUUUAAAAACCUUUAAAAGUUGGGACCCUAUGUACAAUAAGCAGUCAUCAACCAAUGUAGCCAUUGUACAGCUUUAUCACAUAGGUGCAAUGUGAUGGACACUUAGGUAAAGUCUGGUGCAUGGAAAGGUGCAUUUAUUUUUAUUGAUACUCAAGGUGGAAAUCGAGCUAAAACUGGUGCCUGGUGGCACCAAUCCAUAGGCCAGGAAUUGAUCAGAAUUCUCAUUUUAGAUUAGUCCACCCAAAACUUAAGCUGGUCAUACACUUGUUUUUAAUUUAUCUUUAGAUUCACCUUCAACUAUGU
Molecule: messenger RNA, 751 nt
Organism: Rana temporaria (common frog)
Lineage: Eukaryota; Metazoa; Chordata; Amphibia; Anura; Ranidae
Gene: GPHA2
Product: glycoprotein hormone subunit alpha 2
Exons: 3
Coding region: 3-386 (127 amino acids)
Biological process (GO): cell surface receptor signaling pathway
Cellular component (GO): extracellular region
Molecular function (GO): hormone activity; hormone receptor binding
Source: RefSeq, a predicted model, not a curated record